AUGGCAGAGCCAGCUUUCAUUCAUGGGGAGGACUCUCCGCCCCGAUCUCCUCGAGCCCGGAGAGGCUCAACUACUCUACAGGCUGCAGCUACCUUGAACGCCGGACUCCAGCAGGAGGUCUCUCGGAGAUCUUCUGCUAGCUCACUGAGACAUAUGCAACUUGAGGCGGAGCAGGAAGCACAAGUGAACCGAUUGUUGCACAUGAUUCGGCAACAGCAACUUCAGCUUCAGCAGUUACAAGCUGCCCAGGGCCAUGCCGUGCCCUCCGCGGAUGACACGAGCGCCAUCUCGGACCGAUCCAUGGCUCAACCGACCUCCAUCCCAGGCUCUGGGCCACCUUCCGCCCUGCCAGGCCAUAGCGGAUCCUUCAGCCAGUCCCCCAGACACCGCCACCCUCGCAGCUCGUUUGACAUGGCCAGAGCCGAUCUCCACCGGCGUUCUCGCACUCCAAGCAGAGGUGCUAGCCGUGGGGCCUCUCCAAGGCUGCGCUCAACUUCAAUCAGCGGUGACGUCAACGAUGGAAUGGCACUUAACGGUCGUGACGAGAGUGCUUUCUAUCAAGCAGAAACUCAGAUGCUAGUCCGCGAAAACCAAAUGCUAAAACACCGUAUUCGUGAGCUCGAAAAACAACUUAGCGAGACACACGUCGUGCCGUCCAUUCCCCACGAGCCAAGCAAUCACUCGCAGCUUGCGCGGACACCGACGACGGAUAGUGGAGUGGUGGCGCCCAAGGACUCAUAG
This is a messenger RNA of Parascedosporium putredinis, 741 nucleotides long. Lineage: Eukaryota; Fungi; Ascomycota; Sordariomycetes; Microascales; Microascaceae. The record is from the annotation of a GenBank genome assembly.